Molecule: messenger RNA, 1111 nt
Organism: Brassica oleracea var. oleracea
Lineage: Eukaryota; Viridiplantae; Streptophyta; Magnoliopsida; Brassicales; Brassicaceae
Product: putative F-box/kelch-repeat protein At2g41360
Exons: 1
Coding region: 69-794 (241 amino acids)
Molecular function (GO): protein binding
Source: RefSeq, a predicted model, not a curated record
UCAUCAUCAUCAUCGUUUUCUUCGUUGCCAGAUGACGUUGCAUUGAAGUGCUUAUUCCGCGUUCCGAGAUGCUACGACCUAAACCUCUCUUUGGUCUCCAAAACCCUAAGGUCGCUCAUGCGCUCGCCAGAACUCUCCAGCUUCUUAAGUCCGUCUAUCUCUCUUAUGAUUUCUAUCAUAGCAUACUGAGACGGCCCACUAGCUACUGGAUCACUUUCUGUCCGGGUGAGAAGACCACUGACUAUCAGUUGGAGAAGAAACCUCUGUCGUUGGCGGAUGUCCCGAGGCCUUGUCUUGGUUAUGCAGUCUCUGUGGGAUCAGAGAUCUAUUUCAUUGGUGGAAGAAGCUUCCCCUCCACGGAGCUUUGGAUCCUUGAUACUCGAUCUGAUCGUUUACGUACGGCUCCAAGCAUGAAAGUGGGUCGGUCCGCGGAGUAUAAAGUAGCAGUGGGAGUGGUCGAGGGGGAGAUAUACGACGUAAUUGGAGGAACUGAUGAAGAUAGCCAGGUGGAAGUGUUUGAUCCAGAGACGCAAACGUGGGAGUUUGCAGACGAUGAGAAAGUGAAAUGUGAAUGGGAGUUUAGCGUGUCUAUGAAGCAAAAGGUUUAUAUGGUGGGCCUGGGUGGGAGAGUCAGCACGUAUAGUCCGAGAGAAGGUAUAAACAGUGAAACGACGGAGGUGCUAGGUUAUGUGAACUUCUUGUGUGUGGUAAAGAAUGUGCUCUAUGCUUGUUUUGAGUGUAGUGGGUUAAUGUGGUUUAACACAAAAGCUCAAGGUUUGGACCAGAGUGGUUGAUCGUGAUGGAAAUGAUGGGAAGUUAGAACUUUAUUCAUCUACUGCUGAAAAAAUGGAGGAAUACGAGGGAAUGAUUGCGUUUUUUUGGCCACUACCUAAUAUUGAUCGAACGAAGAAUGAUCUUAUCUGUAAACUGAUCGCAUUGGAUAGGCUAGGAGAAAAUAUUCGUGGGAGGAUUGAGUGGUCUGGUAUUGCGGCCACAUUGCCGCAUAACAUUCUUUUGAAGGAUUGUUUAGUUGUUGCCGGUUGAUGGGCUUAUUAUAUGAUUUAACGUGCUAUACUAUUAAGUCACAAGUUGUUAUGUGAAAUGCAUAAAG